AGAGAUGGGAAUUAGGUUUCGUAACAGCUGGGCAAGCUGCUGUGCUACACUUUGUCUCCAUUACCACCGAGUCGUAAAACAGAAAAGAGGAAAGAGGCGGAAGAAAUCGCAGGUGCGUGCCGCCGAGAGUCAAAGCGAAAGCGAAACCGCACGCAGAACGUAAGGCCGAAGAGAGGGUUCUACUAUCUGCUAUCCUCAUUCCAUAAUCACAAACCCUAACUCAUUUUUUUUUCUUUUAAUCUCAUUUUCUAGGUUCUUUAAUUUUUAUUUUUUGAAUCAAUUUUCGUCGAUAAUCUUCACUGUGUUGUUAAUUUAUCCGUGGAUUUACUUAUCUACGUUUAUGCUUAUACACUGAUCAUUCAUCUGUCUGUCUCUCUGAAACUGCAAACCCUAAUCGGCAAUGGUUACCACCACCGUUGAUUCAUCCUCUAAUCAUCACACACCUUCUGGUGCUGCCGAUACCUAUAACUUCCCGCGAAAAAAUCUGCCAUCUCCGUGGGCCCAGGUGGUUCGCGGUGCCGAUUCUGAACCUAACCAUCAAUCACCGCCUUCUUCUUCCUCUUCAUCUUCCCUCGAUUCUGUUAAUUCUAGCGGUCCUGCAGCUGAUGCCGUUGAUGCCGCCGUGAAACCUGUGUGGAAGAGACCGUCCAAUGACGUCGCGGAAAUUGGGCCUGUAAUGGGCGCAAUCUCUUGGCCCGCUUUAUCCGAGUCCACCAAGCCCACUCCUAAAUUGAUAUCUGACUCCAUCGACGAUGAAUCACUCACCCCUCCUAAGGGUCCUGUUGUUUCAGACUCUCCUCAGAAACAAGCUUCUGAUAAUGUGAAACCUAGUCCUGCAAUAAACCAUGGUUUGGGUAAUAGGCAAAGGUCAAUGAAGCGUGGAGGGGCAAAUGGCAAUAAUGUUGGCUAUGGUCCUGUUCAGAACAACUUCUCUGGCGCUUCUCCUCAUUUUCCUCCUCCACCACCACCCUUUCCCGUGCUUCAGAUUCCUCCAAAUUCAUUUGCACAUGGAUUACCCGGGGUUCCAGUUCCUUCUCCGAGAGAACCUUACAGGAACAAAAACUGGGAUACGAGGCCUCCGAUUGGAGGGUUUAUCCCGUCAAUGAAUGAGAAUCGGAGUCCCUCUCGCCGGGGUAAUGCUGGACAUCAUCCACGUGGAGAUGGAUCCUAUCACAACAGUUAUGGCAACAGGCGUGAUCAGGAUCGUGGAGGUUAUGCAAAUACCAGAGAUACUCAUGUAAAUCAUCAGAGGAUGCCUCCAAGGGGAUUAAUGAGGCCUCCGCCGCCAAAUCCUGCUUCAUUUAUGGGGCCUCAGCCUAUGCGACCCUUUGCAAACCCUCCCGGGUUUCCUGAAUUCUAUUAUUUCCCAACACUACAAUUUGAACCCUUUGGGGGCAUGCCGUUUUUAACACAUGCACCUCCUCCUGCAAUGUUCUUCCCGGUUGCCGAAACCCCUCUCGCCAGUACAAUAGUCAACCAAAUUGAUUAUUAUUUUAGUGAUGCUAAUUUAGUGAGGGAUGAGUAUUUAAGGUCCAACAUGGAUGAACAAGGAUGGGUUCCUAUUUCUUUGAUUGCAAGCUUCCCACGUGUUAGAAGUUUGACAAGCAACAUUAAGUUGAUACUGGAAUCGUUGAGAGCUUCCACUGUCGUCGAAGUGCAGGGUGACAAGUUGAGGAGGCGUAAUGAGUGGACCAAGUGACGUACCUCUACUAAACUUUGAACCAACUCUGGUUCAAUGUCCCCCAUCAUAUCCAGUUCUAAUAACCUAGCAUUUGAAAAGAUUACAGUAGAUGAAGCUAUUACAGGUAAAGUUAAUGUUGAGCCUACCGCAAAUGAUGAUUAUGGAGAUUCCCUUACUCAGUUCAAAAGUCCCAAAUGGCGAUGAGCAUCAAUUAUAAACUACGCUCAGUUUAUCCACCCCAUCCCAAAAUACUGGGCCAAUUCUAUUUCUGGCCCAGUGUGACUCUUUAUUUUGAAAGGGUUUUUUUUAGAGGGAUGAUAGUGUAGGUUGUUUGGAAGUUUGAUUCCUUUUCUACAGUGACAGGUAGAUUUUGGUAGCAAGUGAAUGAAACAGGGAGAGAAAUAUGAAUUCUUCGGAAUUAUUAUUAUGGUCUUAAGAGAAGAAAAGAAAGUUAAUGGGACAAGAAAUCAAGAAUUUUGAUGGAGGUAACUUGAACGAAUUUUUUAUUUCGGUUUGUACAACUUUAAAUUUGUUGCGGCUGAAUUAUUUUUUAUUUUCUGGUGGUAUAUGUGGGUAUUUAUGUUUUUUAAUGAAUUGAACUGAGUUGACUUGAAAUCGUGCUAUUAUGUUGCCCUUAU
This is a messenger RNA of Vigna umbellata (rice bean), 2319 nucleotides long. Its product is annotated as la-related protein 1C-like. The record is from RefSeq and is a predicted model, not a curated record. Gene Ontology annotation, molecular function: RNA binding. NCBI's taxonomy places the organism in Eukaryota, Viridiplantae, Streptophyta, Magnoliopsida, Fabales, Fabaceae.